Messenger RNA from Periconia digitata, 1069 nucleotides. The record is from the annotation of a GenBank genome assembly. NCBI's taxonomy places the organism in Eukaryota, Fungi, Ascomycota, Dothideomycetes, Pleosporales, Periconiaceae.
UAUUCUUCUCAAAGAUUGCAAUUGCAAGAUGCGCAAAACUUCCAAAUCCAAACGACAACAAAGCGUACUUUCCCCACAUAGCAUCAUAGCGUACUUUUUACAUCUCGUCCCAUUCAAAAAUCAGCCAUUGAUGUCCUGUGACUCAUACGUCGAGGGGUUGUGCUCCUACACAUCUUCGCUAGGAUUGUUUUCCCCCGAAGACCACAUUCGACUGUUGCCAUCGCGUCUGACUGAUCGAGAAAUACUUUCACCUUUGACACCCAACCCGGCUGAUUCAGCUAUUUUUUCUUCUUGUCGUGAUUGCCCUGACCUUUUGAUAAAAAGCCAUGCGAUUACAACACAUAUUGCAGUGAAGACCAGCGUGCCCACUUCCGUGCCAACUGACAAGCAUUAGUAAGUGUUCUGCGUCUACCCGGAGGAACGUACCAAGUAUCUUAUAAACAAAGGGAGAAUCGCCGAAUCUUGGGUGAUUUUCGGGGUCAUAUAGGGGUAGUGCCAGAAGACUCGUCACGAAACUCAGAGGUGUGAAGACAAUAGUCACCACUGCAAAAGCAAGCGCGGCAAGACCAACAAACACACUUCUCUUCGUCUCAUCAAUGCUGCUACGGGCUAAUUGGACACUAAUAUAUGUGCGCUUCAGAUUUAGCAUAUCGUCGAUGGUCUUCGAAACUCUAUUGGCGUCCUGGAUAAUAUUCGCUAUUCGUGUCGUGUAUGUUUCAAGUCGGCCGUCUAUAGCUGCGAAUUUCCCGAGAAGAGCUUCCUUCUCCAGAUUAUAACUGGAGGCCCUUCUAAUGAGGGUUUGGUGGAGAAUUCCGUAAUUUCUGAUUGGAGGAGAAGAAUUGGCGUCCACACCGCCCCGUUGUGACCCAAAUUCCUUGUAUCUUUUCCACAACCCUUUCACUUCAUCAUCAAUCAUUCUUACUGAAUCGGGUGAAUUCAGAACGCGUAGGCAUAUCUGAAUAUCCUUAUCAAUGGCGUCACUUCUCUUUGCAACACGUCUCUGACAUGACUGAUGAAAAGCGUCGAUCACUUUCCUCUGCUGUCUAAUAAUUCCCUGAAUCAUCCCUCC